This is a messenger RNA of Peronospora matthiolae, 801 nucleotides long. NCBI's taxonomy places the organism in Eukaryota, Oomycota, Peronosporomycetes, Peronosporales, Peronosporaceae. The record is from the annotation of a GenBank genome assembly.
AUGCUCGAGAUGACAAAGCAGCAGCAGCAACAGCAACAGUACUUUGCAGACCAGCACAAUGCCUCGGAAGCUAUGGACGUGGACCCACCUAGUGCCUCUUUGGCGGAAGAUUUGUACUUAAACGGAGAUAUCAUCCCUGGUCCAGCCCAGCUGGAUGUGAUAGCUGAGCUGAACGGGGGAGACCAUACAGACGCUGCUAGCGUUGCAAUGGCGCCUCGAGAAGAUGUGGUGCCCAUGGUGUUUAAAUGGGAGCACGGUGGACGGAAUGUGUUUAUUACCGGCACCUUCAAUGGAUGGGACAAGCAGUGCCCGAUGCAUCGCUCUGGCAAUGACUUUACGUACAUUGCGAAUCUUACACGGGGGAAGCACAUGUACAAGUUUGUGGUGGAUGAUGACUGGCGGUUUGCGCCUGAUCAGCUCACGAUGGCAGAUGUCGAAGGCAAUGUGAACAAUUACGUGGACGUGUCGGAGUUUGCCCCGCUGUCGGACUUUGACGGGAAGAACAAGUCACUGGAUGACGACGACGAUGAUGCGGAGAAUCCAUACUCGCGGUACAUUCCCGAGAUUGACGAGUACACGAAGGAACCGCCGCCACUUCCGCCGCAUUUGCGGCACAUCAUACUGAACAAGGCACCGCCUACAGUCGAUGGACGAUUGCUGCCUGUGCCGCAGCACGUGGCGCUGAAUCACCUCUACUGCACGGCAAUCAAGGACGGCAUGAUGGUACUUGGCAUCACCAAUCGCUAUAAGCAGAAGUUUGUGACUACCGUUUAUUAUAGCCUCAUGCCUGGCGCCAACUAG